AUGUCAUCACAACGACGUAAAGCAUUUACAAUUGAGGAGAAAGGUGCAAUAAUAUGCAGAUUAGAAAAUGGAGAAUCUAACUCAUGUCUCGCAAAGGAAUUUGGAGAAAAGGCAAAUGGUUUUGCCGCGCGUUUUGGUGUUCUCGACUUCAAUUGUUCUGCAAGCUGGAUCAGUCGUUUUAAAGUUCGACAUAACAUUGUUGCGGGAAAAAUUGUCGGUGAAUCUUCAUCUGUUGAUCAAAAUUCAACAACAAACUGGUUGAUAUCUGCCGAAUUUACGAAGACAAUUUUCUGA
Messenger RNA from Bactrocera neohumeralis, 294 nucleotides. RefSeq lists its product as uncharacterized. NCBI's taxonomy places the organism in Eukaryota, Metazoa, Arthropoda, Insecta, Diptera, Tephritidae. The transcript is spliced from 2 exons. The coding region runs from base 1 to 294 and encodes 97 amino acids. The record is from RefSeq and is a predicted model, not a curated record.